Episyrphus balteatus (marmalade hoverfly) is the source of this 5146-nucleotide messenger RNA. RefSeq names its product mucin-2 (gene wry). Gene Ontology annotation, biological process: establishment or maintenance of epithelial cell apical/basal polarity; heterophilic cell-cell adhesion. Gene Ontology annotation, molecular function: calcium ion binding. The coding region runs from base 368 to 4558 and encodes 1396 amino acids. The transcript is spliced from 12 exons. The record is from RefSeq and is a predicted model, not a curated record. Lineage: Eukaryota; Metazoa; Arthropoda; Insecta; Diptera; Syrphidae. Gene Ontology annotation, cellular component: protein-containing complex; plasma membrane.
AAAAAAAUAAAAUAAAAUAAAAAAAAAAAACAAAAUUCAAGGAUAUUUCUUCCCAACACAAUAAAAAAUAAAACCAACAAAAAAUCGAUACUUUUAUUAUAAAGAAAGAAACAAAAAUUUAUUGGGAUAAUUUUUCGCCUGAACGCAUAAUAAAUAAGGAUUACCGCACGUUUCGCAAACAACAUAAACCGCUGAACACAAACGGCAUUGCUGCUAUAUUGUGUCACGUUUGAAUAUUUCAAAAAACCGCAAACACUAUCAAAAGCACUUAAAAAACAAAAACUUCAUCAAAAAUAAUGAAUCAAAAAUUCAUCUACAGAUAAAGUUUUGAAGCCUCUUGAAAACCAACAUUUUAUCAGCCGAAAGAAUGAUAAAACAUCCCACAACCAUGAAAUCAAAUAUAACAACAAAAAGAAAUAAAGCCCUACCGUUGGUGCUUCUUUUCUUUAUAAGUUGUCCCAUUGGGUUAAACAGCGAAUCAAAUACAACUCCCUCAACUAGUUAUCACAGCAGCAGCAUUAGUCCCGCGUAUACUUCAUCAUCAACAACAACAACAAUAAGAGAAAAUGAAGAAAUUCAACCUUUCACGGAUGUGCCUCAAAAAAUUUCAACCUUCAACCCUAAAUCACUGCUUUCUGUUGAAGUAACAAGAAAUCCAAUUGUUGUUGCUGAUGAUGGUUCCCAAAUCAAAAUGUCAAAUCAAGUGACUACUUCUUCUUCUUCUGUUUCUUCUUCUUCUUCAACGGCGACGACCACGACGACGAUGGAUGCCUCCUCAUACCCAUCUUCAUUAUCAUCGUCCGAAGCAUCAUCAUCAUCAAUCGAAAACACAAGCAGCAUGCUUCGACCCACAAUCGUUGUGUCUACAUUGGUUCCAUCGACUGACCCCUUGGAAAUACGUGAACCUAUUUCCAAUCAGCCUGAAACCGAUCAAGAAAACACCGAUGAGCGUCCACCAGCAUCAUCUACUCUAGUUGCUGGUACAACAACAAAAACAACAACUAGCGAAGCAACCCCAACAUUAAAACCCUUACCAACAUCAAUCCCCACUCGAAAGCUGAAUAAAACAAAUGACCCAUUAUCCAUGACCACGACCCACGAAACUCUGAUUAAUGACGUACACGUGGAAAAGAAUCUAGGAAACGGUCUGUAUCGAAUUAAAUUAGCAGAAAUUAUAACGGACCAAUUUAAUGGCGGAAUUAAUCAACAUCUGGACAGUCCCAAUGAGAAUUAUAUUUCUUCUUCCCCUAAAACUCAUCCAACUGAUGCCGCCGCCGCCGAUACAAUCGAAGCACCAGCAAGUGGUGGCAAAAUCAAUAUUAUUGACUUGUAUCCCUUAAAACUGGAAGACUUCAACCCAAUUAUUAGAAAUUCAAAUGAAAAACUUAUCCGGGAGAAAAAUAUUUACUUUAAAGAUUUGCCAACCAAAUGGACGAGUCAUUCCCAACAGCAUCCGGUUGAAGAGGAAGAUGAUCGGAAUAUGUUUCCAAAUUCAUUGGACAUAAAUACACCCAUUGAGUCUCGCAUUGGGCGCCAUGAUUCAACUGCCGCCGCCAUAAUAAGAAUCCCAUCAGUCAAUCGACAAAAGGGUGGCAGUGGUGAUAUAACUGAUUUUACUGGUAAACUGCUUCAGGAGAAGGAUGGUGUUAUAACGGAAAUUGAGAAGAAAUUCCGGUUCGAUGAGUUUGAACAAUCAACAACAAAAUCGACACCAAUUUUGUCGACCAUCACUCCAAAGUCGUUAGUGAAUCCAAGGCCGAGACUGAUGGUGAAUCAUCAAAUUGAGUUCAUCGACAGACGAGUGAAGAAAAGUUUCGAUUUUCCGUUGCAUCAUGAGGCUGCCUCAAGGGUUGGCUUCUCAAAUACAAAGUUUAAAACUGACAAUGCAAAGACAGUAGCUGGAGCAGCAGCUGACACUGUAGAAAAUCAUCUUGCCGAUGCACAUCCAGAAUUUUCCACUACAAAGUUCUACAAUAGCAAGGAGUUGUACAAUGAAAUGCUUCAGCGGAGGAGAAUAUCUGCUGCUGCUGCUUCAAUUCAUACAACAACAGAGGGCGCUCGUGUUGAUACAACACCAACAACAUCCACAACAAAAACAACACCGACAACUUCAGGCCACGAUUUACACUCGACAACAACUUCAGCUCAGCUAAUUGCCACAUCCAACAAAUACACUAGCGCCAGCGUACCCAUAUCUAGUAGCACGGAUCUUGAAUCUGAGGCAAUUGGAACGAGUACACGUUCAAAGGCAUUAAAACGUGUUAAAAUUGCAUUGCAAAAAAGCAUCGGCACUCAGGUGGCAAUUCCGUUUGAACGUGAGACAAAUACACCUAAGGAUAGUCCUCCUCGGACUAAUGAGGAAAAGCCAUCAUCCUCAUCAACCAUGCCAGCAACUCUGUCUUAUUCAUCUCCAGCCCCUCCUUCUUCGAUGGAUAGGAAAAUCGAAAUACGAUCCACAACCUCAACGGAUGUGUCAUUAACACCAACUCCAUCAAAUAAAGUUAACAAUGUGCAGAGAACCAUCGUCGGUGGUGGAAGUUUAUUCAGAAAAUCGUCUACCCCUAGCCUCAACUCGAACUCGAACGCGAAUGUGAAUCCUAGCCCGACCCCUAUGCCAUUUUCAACUGUCGAUAGCCAGUCAACUACGACGACAACGACAACAACGGGUCCAACAAAGGCUUCCAAGUCGAAACCCAUUUCGAGGCCACGUAUCCUUUCGCGUCUGCAGGAAAAAAUCAAUUCCCUGGAGUGCGAUAUACAAACCCUGCCAUCGGAGUCUCAUAUAUGGCGUGGCAAUGAGACGCACGAGCUGAUGCUGCCAGUUGUGACUCCAGAAAGUUGUAAGGGCUUCAACGAUUGCAAUCCAAUGCUUGUAUCCUGGGAAGGUGAUGCCGAAAUUCAAUCAGGAGAUGUUCUACUGGUAGAAAUCAAUGAUGCAAGUCUGUAUCCCAAUUACGACAUCAAAAUGGGCAGCGGUCACACAACGCAAGUAUAUCAAGUAACCCGAUCCGGUCAUGAACAUUGUGAUGUCACCGAAGGUAUCCUUCUGGACAUAACUCCACUUGUGGUCGACGGCAGAAAGCUCGUUACACUCUACGAUAAAGAUCUCACCGAGGGAAUAAACUUGCUAAUUGUUGUGUCUGAGCUGUGGGGACCCCAAUGUAUUCGAUUGAAGGUCACAAUGAAGUCAGAUAACUGUGGAGAGAAUGCCGAUUGCUCGGGUAAGGGCAUUUGCUAUUCCAAUGAUUCUAUGGAAGGAUAUGAAUGCCAAUGCUGUGGCGGAUUUGCUGGUCCCCAUUGUGAGGAAAUUGAUGCUUGCUCGCCGAGUCCAUGUACGAACAAUGGCAUUUGUGUGGAUUUAUCUCAGGGGCAUGAGGGGAACGCCUAUCAAUGUCUUUGUCCAUAUGGUUACACCGGCAAAAACUGUCAAUACGAAUCAGAUCCAUGCAAUCCGGCUGAAUGCAUGAAUGGUGGGUCAUGUGUUGGGAAUUCCAGUCAUUUCAGAUGUGAUUGCGCUCCUGGUUAUACUGGUCCACUGUGUCAACACAAUUUGAAUGAAUGUGAAUCAUCUCCGUGUGUGCAUGGAAUAUGUGUGGAUCAGGAAGAUGGUUUCCGGUGCUUUUGCCAGCCAGGUUUCGCUGGUGAACUUUGCAAUUUUGAAUAUAACGAAUGUGAAUCGAAUCCAUGCCUGAAUGGAGCGGAGUGCAUAGAUCAAAUCGGUAGCUUCGAGUGUAGGUGCUCUAAAGGAUACAUUGGAAGUCGAUGUGAGAUUAAGGUGGAUUUUUGUGCCAAUAAACCCUGCCCCGAAGGACAUCGAUGCAUUGAUCAUGGAGAUGAUUUCAGUUGUGAAUGCCCCGGAGGACGCAACGGCCCGGAUUGUAAUCAAAUUCCAAGGACGCAAUGCAAUGUUAACCCUUGUACUCAUGGAGGAACUUGCUGGUCCAGCGGAGAUUCAUUCUACUGUGCCUGCCGGCCCGGAUAUACUGGGACAAUGUGUGAAGAUGAAUUUGUUGUGGAGACAGUUGUUAGCUCGAGUGAAUUUAUGGUGGACGAUACGAGCGCACGGAAUUUCAACGAUAAAGCCUUUGGAUCCGUUGUCCUGAAAAGCCCAAUUGAGCUGCAUAACGCGUAUAUUGCGGCUGGCGUUUUGGCAGCAGCAAUUUUUAUUGUUGCGGUUGUGGUAACAAUCUGCCACUGCAAAGUAAAUCAAACGUAUCGCAAAUUUUCAACACGAUCAACCUCUUUCUUCCCCAUACUCGGUUUUGGUCGUCGUGGAAAGUCAACAAAGUCUCAUAAACAUUGGCUAAGUGGUAAAGCUGGCAAUGGUCCCAGCAGUGGUGCAAGUUGCAAUGGAAACCCCCUUAAAUCAGGUCGAGGGCAUGUUCCUGGAACAGGACCCAAUCAAUAUCACAGUCAGAGUACGACAGGAUUGCAUCAACCUCCCCAACAAGCUCAUACAAGACCCUUUCAGCGACAUCUGGCAAUGAAUUUGGAAAAUGAUAUGUACUACACGGUCGAUUUUAGUGAACACUCACAGCACUCACCCCUAAUACAGUGAAGUGGUGUUGGUAUUGGCGGGAGAGCGGCACAAAAAAACGCCACGUAGAUCUAUUAAAAAAAGAGUUUAAAUAUAUUUAAGAAGAAUUAAGAAAAUAAAACUAAAAAAAAAAAUGAAAUAAUAGAAAUAAAUAAUGCAAAUUUGCCUUUGUUUACUGCAAAAUAAAAAUUAAAUUAAAAAUUAAAUCGCAUACGAUUUGAACGUGUGAAUAUUAUUUUUUGUUUAUUUUUUAAUUUAAAUUGUUUGUUAUAUUGUAAAGAUGAAGAAGAAUAACCAAAUCUAAAAUUAGCAAAACUAACUGUUCUUAUUUUGAUAUUUGAUAAAUUUAAGAAAAAUUUAAAUUAGAAAUAAAAAAAAAAAUAAAACAAAAAAAAUUAGCCGUAAUUUAUAGAUAAUCACAAAAUUGUAAAAAAAAAAAUGAAUGCUCAUGAUGCCAAAGAAAUAAAAUUUUAACUAUACAAUUAACAAUAAAUUUUUAAUUCAAACAAUUUGUAAUUAAAACGUAAACUAUAAAAACAAAGUGACUAGUUGUUAAGGCUUUUGGUUAAAUUGCAGCAAAGUUAAGGUUAAGCAUGGAAUUAAUUUUUU